UAUCACCGGAAGUGCCAGCUUCAUUCCGGCGCCGGGUCACGACUCUUAUUCUGACAGUCACCGCAGAAACUUUAGUGUGUUUCCUUGAUUUUAGCUCGACAGUGGUGCUGCUGCUGCUGAUUCUCAGCAGUGUGUAUGUGUGUCUGUGCGGAUGGUGGACCGUUCCCGGUGAAAAACACCGACCCCCGGCCUCACUAGAAAUGCCUCACCGCCGCGUGUAAACGGGCGAAACUCGCGGAGGGGAGAGCGUCAGGUCUCGGGGCAGGUUUAGAGGAAAAUACAGGCAGGAUGUUGCAAGUUUUAGCUUGUGGCGCCGUAGUUUUCCCCGGUCUCUUCUUCGCCUUCAGGAGGAUCCUGCCGUGUGUGUUCAAACACUGGAGCGAUGCCGACGUGGUGCUGGUCAGCGAGAGACUGGUGUCCUCCAUCCAUGCCAUCAUGGCAACCACGGCAGGAGUCAUCAUCGUGUCAUCAUGCCGGGGCAACGUCAUUAGCGAAAGGCACUGGCUGGCCACCUACUUUGUCAUCUGGUAUGGUGUGCCCUACAUGACGUAUGACAUCUUUGCCAUGUACCUCAGUCACUACUACCGCUUCCGCGUCAAAGGGCAUGAGGACUACAAGCAGCAUUCGCUGAGGACCGUGAACUCCUUCGUCCGCAGGGAGUUCCUGCUGGUGUUGCAUCACAUCGCCCUGCUCACUAUCCUGCUGCCUGUCACACUGUUCUUCAGAAGGGAGCAGGGGGAUUUCUUCAUCGGCUGCUUGUUUCUAACCGAGCUCAGCACACCCUUUGUUUCCCUGGGGAAGAUACUUAUUCAGCUCAGCCUCCAGGACUGCUGGCUGCACAAGGCAAAUGGUGGUAUGGUACUGCUCACCUUCUUUAUGUGCCGCAUCGCCCUCUUCCCAUACAUGUACUGGGUGUACGGGCAACACUAUGGUAUCCCACUCUACAGCGUUCCUUUCCACCUGCCGCUGACUGCCAACCUGGGCAACUCGUGCAUCCUGGCACCACAGCUCUACUGGUUCAUCCUGCUUUGCCGAAAGGGCUUCCGUCUGUACAAGCGUAGCCGUAUGCAAGACUCGUCUCCUGCUGCCACUAUCACUGACAAUUCUAAGGAUGAUUGAUAUCCAGUUCACGAUUGCUCGCUCAAGACGCACACUCAGCUACUAAUGCAACUACUUCUGCAAAGGCACUAGAUUGACUUAACACAUUUCAAACCCCACCAUUGUACUGUAGUACACCAGGACUGCCUGCUCUUGUCCCACAACUCCUGGGCAUUCUCCACACAGUCUAACUCCUCUGUUACAAAUCUGCUGCCUACGUGGACCUCUCCACUGAUCCAAUUCUACUACUGAAGUUUGAUGAUUUGGAGUUUUUGUUUUGGAUUUGGCUCCUUCCUGGAUCGUGGUGAAGUGCUACGUUGCGUUUGUUAACAUUUACAACACUGAAGAAGGAUCAUGUUUGCUUCACUGCGAAUAAAACAUGGAGUAAAAGCACUAGAAACUGAAGAAGAGCCUCCGUGGAGAGACAUUAUCUUAUCUCCUCCUCUUACUGUGUUUACAGCCUCUGCUGAUUUGGAAGGUCUGUUACAGUGUGUGAGAGAGUCGCUGUUACUACAGGAUGUAUUUAUUUUGAUGGUUUUUGCUGUAAUGUGUCGGAUAGUUUUUUCCUCUCCCAUCCAUUCACUAAUCAUGCUGAAGAGAAAGAUUAGGAAAAGUGGUGGGUGGGAUACAAAUCCAGGCAGUAUUUGCAGGAAUAACUGAUGAAUACAUGUCACCUCAUCCACAUUUUAGAGCUAAAAACAGCUUCAUUUGCUAAAACCCUGUUAAUGUGAUAGGUUCUGAGUUCUUACCCUAUUAAUUUUGUUUUCCCAUACAGCAUGUCAACAUGGCAUCAGUUUGCAAAUCUCCUUGUUCACCUCCGUAACAUCCAGCACACUUUUACAGCCCUUGUAUGGCUCCUUUGUUUACAGAAGCCAUCUCCUUCAACAGGGUGCUAGCUCUGUAUGAGUAGUGUAUCCCCAGGAAUUAACGGUGCACUCAAGUUCUUUGGAAACUUCCAUUAUAACAAAGUUUCAGGAAUUCAUUCUGGCAAUAUCCUCCUCUUAUGGCGCCAGGAGAACGGUGGCACCAACAAAGGAUUACCUCUGUUGUGGGACCCAUUUUACUUUUUUGCAAAAUCAAGUCAUUUCAUAUGAAAGCAUGGCGUAUAUAACUUCAAAGUUUGGUCAAGACCUCAAAUGGAUCAAUGCUCUCAAUGUCUAAAUAGUACUAUAAAGCCAUGAUGGGAUAAGAUAUGGCCCUCUGUUGCAAAAAGUUGUCUUUUUGCACUAACAAACAAAUUCAGCAUUUUCUGUAACUAUUGCAUAUCUGAGGAUUUUUACCACUUUACCCACUUCUUCUGGUUCCUUGCUACUGAAAAAUUCUAUCUUUUGAAUCCAUAAAUCUCUGUCUAGAUGACACUGGAGCAUUGUGGCUGCCAUAGAAACAUCGCAAUGCUAACAGCCCAGGCUGGGGACGAUAAAGUCUUUGAGGCUCACUUACAGACUGAUAUUAAAGCUGCUGGAGAUUUUUAAAAAGUCGAUCGAUUCUGCUCAUCAGGCCACACAUGCCCCAUAUCCUCCAACUUAGUUCUGGUUCUUGAACUGGUACCAUUCCUUGAGCCUUGGUGGAAAUGCAAGCUAGUUUACUAGAUAGCUCCAAUUCUGAACGGAACCAUCGUAUUCACAAGCCCUUUUCGCACUGCCUUUUCAAGGCAGGAAAAACUGGCCAUUAUUCUGCCUUGCCAUCUGUAUAAAAGUUACAAAGGCAGAAUGGGGGGACAGCUUAAUUUUGUCUCUAAUCCGCCAGCAGUGGUAGUAACCAAGCUUUAACAGAUGCAAAUGGACAGCCCAUUGAAAUGACAUACCAUGGCUGCUUGGUUUAGUAUAAAAACAAAAAAAAAAGGCGAUGUAGAAGCGAACCUCACUGUGUAAAAGGGGCUAAUGAUGCCCAGUGCACAACGACCUUCGGCUCGCGCAUCAGUUCAAGGUAAACCUGCUAUUCUCUGGUUGCAAACCAAUUCAUUUUGGUCGAAAGGCUCAGAAAGCUUAAAAUUUGGUACAUGAACUGAGACAGGACUGGUUCCAUCUUGGUAGAAAGCCCUCAGAGGGGGUAAUGAGGACACGGUGUUGCUCCAUGUGGGGCGAACUCAGGGCCAAGGUCAGAGCAAUAAGGUGGCCAGUGGCUCACCAGGGCAAACUCAAACAGAGCAUUAGAAUUUUUGAGCAACUAGCCUGAAAACAUCGUGGCUGUCAGGAGAGAUUAUUCCUGAAACGUAUCUGUAGACUACUUAAGAGAUGACAUCCAGCAGUAAACUGUUUAGUUUCCCUGAGGCUCCAGAGUUUUAUAUGCACCUGUCUAUCAUCUGUUGCAUUGAACACUUCACACAGGGCUGUGUAUAUACAUAUACUACAUGUUUUUAGAAAAUUACGUCAAGUUUUAGUUUCGUCUCACACAAAAGUUUUAAAAUGUAAAGCUAUAUCUAGACAUUACAGGUAGAACUAAGAGGACCAUUUUUUAUCAAGCAAAGCAGUUAUUUUUUGUUGGAUUCACAGUUGCAUAAAGACAUUUAUCGUAAAGGCAUUUAUGAGAGAUAAUCAAUGCUUCACUUUUAAUCUUGAAUAUUAUUUCGUCAUAUCAAAGAAUAGAUGGAGGAUGUUAUUUUCAAAAGAAUGACACAAGAUGUAGACCCUGAGUAUUAACUCCUUGGAUAUUAUUCUUGGUCAUUCAAGCUUUAUAGUGAACUAACUGAUUAAAUCUGUGCCGUUAAUGGCCUUUUUUUAAUGUCCUGCAAAUUCAAUCUAUGCAAAAAAGAGGCUGCUGCGGUGCAUGUAUACCACAUUAAUGUCAAGUUAUAUCAGAUGAAUCCACGCCUCCGUAUGUGUUCUUUUUUCUUCUUUUGGGACCAUUCAUUUAUUUCUCCUGUGCAUUUCUACUGGGACUCCACACCACAAACAUGGUCUCGUGUUGCAUUACAGUUGAGUUGAAAUUUAUUUGCUUUUCUUUCAAAUCUUCCUCACUGGUGUUUUGAUUAAUUCAAGUUCAUAUAAUGCUGAAAAAAGUGUAAACUGAUGAUUUUUAACAACUUUUCUAGCAAUAUACGGACAAGUUUACAACUGCAGCUCAGUUUACAAAACGGGCUGAGUUUUCCUGUUUGCAUACUGACCUCAGAAGGUUGUGACUUUUUCAAAAACAUCAAGUUUGAACUAAACUAAUACUUUUGAAUCAAUCUGAAUGAAACUUAAUAAUAAUCCUUAUAAUAAUGCCUAAUCCUUACCUUUGUUGUAGAUUUGACAUGGCUAACAAGGUAACAAGCUUUGUUGCUAUUUUAACAUUAAGUCCAUUUUUAAAAGGCAGCAAACUGUCUUUCCUUCAUCUGCUUUUUUGUAUUUCUGUUUUAGGAUCUAAAGAAAUUCUUCCACAUGUUACUUUCUCAGAUGCUUUUGUGUCAUGAUGGCUGUUUCCAUUUUGCGUUAAAGCAAGCGUUAUGGCAUCUCCUUAAUAUAGCAGCCACUGUGAAUCUAGCGAUGAUUGUGGAAUCGUUGUGAAUUCAGAAACAUGGUUCAGUUUUACGAUAGUACAGACAGUCUGUCAGACUUUGAUGAGCAAAUGAAAGGCCCAAUUUGUAAGAAAGUUUAUUUUUGAGUCUCAUUCCAAACUCGUCAGAUACUGACUCUCUGGGAUGGCGGUGACAGCAUUUGAUGUUAACAAUUAAUUAACUUACAAAUUAGGCCUUUAAAGAAGAGUUAAAGUCACAACUGCCAAAUUCACAAAUGUAAACAAGGCAGAAAGCAUGGAACAUACAUGGCAACAAUUGCCACCAAACGCUACUGGCCGUACCAGACCAAGAAAGGCUGGAGAGGCAAAACGCCCAAGUGUGUUUAUGGAACAGAGGUAUGCUCUUGCCGGCGGGGCCCCAUAACUUUAGGGCUCCUUUGAUUCCCGAAAGAAGGCAAACGUCUCAACUUUCAAGCAUCAAGACCGCUGAAAUGACCAGUGUGCCGCUGUUGCAUUGUGGACCCUGUAGUAGAUCUGGGUCUCGAACUUUGAUACUGAUUAUGGCACUGACUGAAUUGCCUAAAGUUGAAAAAUGUCUUGGCAUUUGAUACUAAAUUUCAACAACUGAGGGGUUAAUCUCAUUAGAUUCAUUGAGCCAACAAGCAUGCAGCAUGCCUGUUGUCCUAAGAUUUAAUAGUGCUGGCGAUUGGCUGUCACGAGGCAUGCGGGAAAAACACGAGGUUGUGGCCAGAGACGUUCUGGAGCCGUUAUCAAAGUCAAGCCAUGGGAACCGGUAUCGGAGCUUCUGUAACGAUACCCAGCCCUGUGCUGCAGUGAUGCUGUGCCAUGCGUGGCGAUCUUGCAGUACGUUUCUGCCCCUCGCUAUGGCAAACGCAUCGAUAUCCAUGUCAGGUCGGGACAGCAGCGUGGGGAGAAAAGGUGAUGAGUGUUCUUGUUGGUCGACAGACUGUUUGCUGACGAGCAGCGUGAGGAAGAGGCAGUAAGGAGAGCCGAGCUGCUGAAUGAUGGGCUUGUUUGUCUGGUUUGGCUGCAGCCCAGCAGAGUGCAGGCCUCUUUUGUGCACUGCUGACCAGGCCACUCUUACUGGAAACAUCCCAGGCUCUUUGUCCUGAUUUCAGCCCAACUCUCCCACACAUUUUUCUUUGCUGUCCUAUUCACCCGCAGCCUCUUACAGUACACUGUACACUCUCCAGAUUUGUUACCCGUACUUUACACUUCCAUAACAGGCUAUAACUAUCAAUUUUACUCUGUAAAUAUCUCCUCUUACAUUUCCUGUUUUCUAUCAGGGUACUCCAGGUAGUAUACCCAGGCUUCUGAUGAGCUGUUUACAUGACUCGGAUACUUCAAAAAAACCCAGAUCAUAACCAGGACACUAUUGUGCCGGUCAUUCCUUUUAAAAUCAUGCGUCACCUCCCUUCCAGCCUCCAUCCCCCCCAUCACUCCUGCUCCUGUCUUCCGCUUUAACUCAUCCCUUGGCUGAUGUGCUCCUCAGUGAUAGAAAGUCGCUGAGAGCGUUAGCAGAGCAGAGCGAGCCCUCCCUCCCCUCUGCUGCCAUCUGUCGUCAAGAUUAUCUGCUUGUCCUCUCAGCAGUUUACAGGCAGGACUAUUUGGGAUUACUAGGGCCAGGCAGGCAUUUCCUGCAAUUCAUACAUCUCAUUUUUUUUUCUCGGUUUUUCCACCAACAUGACAUAACCCUCCUCUUAAUACCCUGAAAUACAUAUACAUAUGGAGUGGUUUCACUUGUUGUUUUUAUGAUAACAAUUUGAUUCAGAGUUGGAAGAAACAUUUAUACCAUCAUGACACAAAACUCUCCGAGUUGCAGUUCCUUCACACUCAAGUCAAGCUUGCUGUGAUAGUUUUUGCCCCAUCUUUACUUUUGCUUGAAUCACUUGAAGAUGUUCAGAAAGUCACUUUGCCCAGGACUCUUGAGUUUGACAGGUCCACUUGACAGUCACAGAGACUGUCAGAUUUGACAGGCAGUUAAGGAAAUAUCCGUCCCACUUGACAGACAGUCGAGGGGAACCACUACCGAUGGAGGAGAUGAAAUUUGACCAUUAAGAUUUGAUCAGCAGUCUGCAUGCUUAGAAAUCAUGGAAUAAAUAUAGAAAAAUAUGACAUUCCACAAUUGAUCAUAAUCACCAAAUGUUCUGUCUUCUCUUUUCUCUCAUCUUGUUUUACUGGUAAUCAUAAAAGGAAACUAUAUAUAUUUGUAAGGGUGUGUGACUGUGUCCAAAAUUCAAAUGUAAUUUCGUAAAACGGCCAUAUCUGAUGACUUCCCGAUGCGUGAUUUUAAUAAAGAAGACAAUAUCUGAUGAUGUUGGCCCGAAACCUGCUACACUUAAGCCGACUACAAUGUUUCAUAGCCAAGGGAAGACAAGCCACAUUACAUCCAUCGCUAGCAGUCUGGAUCGCUGCCUCAUGCAGUCAUGUUGCACACAAACUGAUCCCAAACGUGAGAAUCCCUCACAAAGAAUCAUGAAAGGCUCCAGGCAUGCAGAGUACACAUAUCUUAACACGUGAUAGAUUCUUACUGUAGAAAGUCUUAAGUUCAUCCUCUUUGCUCAGGGUUUGAUGAAGUUAGCAUAUGUGUGUGUAUAGAGGUUUAUUGUAAGCAGAUGAAACUGAGAUUGAUUCUGAAGAUGAUCACAUCUAGAAUGGUAUGCUGUUUCUUUUCUAUAUGAUAUUUUUUAAAAGAUUUUUUUUCUUCCUUGUAGAUUUUUUUUUUCUUCUUCUAUUUAUGCUUUCUGACACGGCUUGUGAUACUUCUAAGGGUUGGUAAACCAAAGACUGUCUGGCACAUAAUCACAGUUCCUGUAGCGAUAUAAAGAGAGAUACAUUUCAUUUUCUGUAUUUUACACAUAUUGUAGAUGCUGUCACUCACUUCCCAUUUACAAAAUAACUACCCUUCAGUCUUAUCCUCUUUAUCGGACUCCCAGAGGGUGACCAACUUGUCGGAUGCGUGAUGAUGUUUUUACUCCAUGAUACAUAGUUUGACUGAUAAACUUUUGAUUUAUCCAUAACACAAACAUAGUAACAUUAAAAAAAAAAGAAAAAAAAAAAGAUAUGCUUUGUUUUCUUUGUGGUAGUCAGCCUAUGCAGGAAUGUGACUUCUAUUGAAUGGGAACAUUGGCACCAAAAUCAACACGGCAUUGGCCUAGCCAUGCUAAUGCAGUUUGGCUUAGGCAACACCCUUCUUGAUAAGACUAUUUUGAGUGACUGGCUGAAUGAUUGUAGAGUUCAUGCAAACACUGACACUAAAUGUUUUUGUGGAUAAAGUUAUGUGUUUAUGAGUUAUACGCAUGCUAAAAUGUGCUAGCAAGCAGCAUGCCACCACAAAAUUUACCACCACACUGUACCACUUUAGCACAUUGUUACAGUAGGUUUAGAGGUCCUUUUGAGUCCUAGCAAGAAUUGUGCUAACACUAAUAUAACAUUCCUACAUAAUUCUCACUUUGGCUAGAGUCAUCAUUAGUUUCAAGCUAACACUUAAUUAAUGUUGAGUGGUUGUUCCAAGCUAAUGCCUCUUUUGAAAUUACCAAGUUUUAGUAGCCUUGAAGCUAACAUUUUGGUGCAGCAGUUGUCCUCUUGUUAAUGUCUUUGUAAAUGACAGAACUUCCAAUGCUUACACUCAAGUGGUUGUCCCAAGCUAACACUGUUUUUCAUAUUACCAAGUUAUGGUAGACUAUAUGCUACCAUUUUAGCACAAUAGUCAUGAACUUGCUAAUGCUAUUUUGAGUGAGAGUUCACCGAUGCUAAUUUGCGUCGGCGGUUGUUCCAAGCAAACGACCUAUCCUGCAUGCUGCCAUUUUGGUGUAAUAUUUGUCCUCUUGCUAACAUAAUUUUUCAAUAAUCAAUCUUCAUGCUAACAUUUUAUCACUUACAAACAUAUUAGCAAGGCUACUGCCACUGAUCUUGUAGCAUUACUGAAAACCAGUGACAUCCUUUAGGGUUAGCAUCUGUCCAUCUUUAGAAAGUUUCUCUAUAAUGCAUUUUAUAAGCUUCAACAUGUUCCCACGAUAGCCUUCUCUGUCGUAAGCUAAAUGGCUAUCUGCUGCUCUGAGCAUCUACUUGUAAAAUUUGAGCCCCUUAUCAUUUUAACAAAUUUUAACUAUAAACAAAAACUGUCUUGUUAGCUUUCAUCAAGUUCAGUUCCCAUGAUGUUUGGAUAGCCCUCCUGUGUCAGAACAAAGAGGGGAGAUGUUGGAGGAUGCGAACACCUUCAAUUCAGAUUAAAGAUGGCAUGUCUCUUUAAAAGAUGCUGUAAUCCUUGUUAUCGUCAACAAGCAGGGAAACAACCAUGGAAGGUUCUGGUGUCUAUGUUCCCAUCAUUCGCUAUAGAUUAGGUUGUACACAUAUUUGGAGUUGCUGCUGAUUGUUGGGAUGGGAACGGGAUCUCUUUUGCAACCCGUGACACUUAUUUGUUUGAGUUUGCUGCUUUGUGUUCACACAUUGGUUCUGGGUUGGUCCCUCUCUCCUACAGGGAGUCCAGGAU
Acanthopagrus latus (yellowfin seabream) is the source of this 9046-nucleotide messenger RNA. It is a transcript of the gene tlcd3a, whose product is annotated as TLC domain containing 3A. Lineage: Eukaryota; Metazoa; Chordata; Actinopteri; Spariformes; Sparidae. Bases 289 to 1119 code for a protein of 276 amino acids. Gene Ontology annotation, cellular component: membrane; endoplasmic reticulum. The record is from RefSeq and is a predicted model, not a curated record. Gene Ontology annotation, biological process: lipid homeostasis. The transcript has 5 exons.